This is a messenger RNA of Chanos chanos (milkfish), 3704 nucleotides long. RefSeq names its product Ras interacting protein 1 (gene rasip1). The record is from RefSeq and is a predicted model, not a curated record. Gene Ontology annotation, molecular function: GTPase binding. The transcript is spliced from 16 exons. Bases 85 to 3090 code for a protein of 1001 amino acids. Gene Ontology annotation, cellular component: cell-cell junction. Gene Ontology annotation, biological process: angiogenesis; negative regulation of Rho protein signal transduction; signal transduction. Lineage: Eukaryota; Metazoa; Chordata; Actinopteri; Gonorynchiformes; Chanidae.
UUUAAACUGUACUCUUUGGAGCGAUUGUUCACUGAGGCGAUCUUUUCAGAUUCCUAAUUCAGGAGAGGACAGCUGACGUUGUGGAUGGAGGAGUCGGGUAGUCCUCGUUUCAGGAAGCUCCAUUUCCCUGUGGGCUUGUGGAUCAAUUCUCCUCGAAAACACUUCGCCAAGUUAGGAGCCAGAUGGCCCAGUGCUGCCUCAGUAAAAUCCAAUACCAGUUCGGAUGCCGCCUCCCUUCAUGAGACUCCCUCCGCCCCAGCCUCCACCCUCUCUCUCUCCACGCCCUCUCUGGCCCCGCCCUCUCCCGCCCCGUCCCCAGCCCCCGCUUUUCUCCGCCCCCGGCCAGCUGGACCUCAGUCUCGCGCCAAGCGUCUCUCCCACCUGUUCCUGCGGGGGCGCUCUAACAGCGACCGCGACAAAGCGGUAGGUGAACGGGAGAGGGAGGUGUGGUCGCACGCGGCCGCGCCCUCCUCACAUCACUACCUGCCUCCGGCCUCCAGCUCCGCCCCCGGACUUAUUAAGAUAUACGGAGAUGCUCUCUCGAGCGGCGCUAAUUAUCGUAGCCUGCUCGCUAACAUUAACUGCACCGCCAGGCAGCUCAUCACCCAGGUCAUCACUCGGUACACGGAGAGAGAAAGAGAGAACGAGAAUGAUGACACAGCCCUCCAGAAACAUUCCCCCGAGGACUUCCUGUUGUGCGAUGUCAUCGGAAAGCCCGUCCAGCGGCCGGACGGAGCCGUCCAAUGGCAGAUGGAGUGUCGGAGGGGCGUGGCCGCCUGGGAAUGCCCCUUGCUGUUGGUGGACAUGUGGCGGCCGAAAGACGGUUUCGAGCGACGUUUCGAGAUCCAGAGACGGGACGACUACGAAAGGGAGGAGCGAGAGCGAGAGAAGGAGAGGGAGAGGGAUGGAGAGAACUAUCAGGGGGUGCGAUGGAGGCGUAACCGCAUGGCCUCCGGGGGCGGGCCCGAAGGGGAACGAGGUCAUCGGGGGCGAAACACAGAACUGAGGAGGAGCAUCAGCGACAUGAACCUGAGUCUAAGACGUCGCCAAGGAAACCACGCCGGCAACGACCCUCGUCGGGGCGGCAACGCCCCCAACAACGGAGGGCCCCAAGACAGGAAGAACAUCGUGAGCAUGAUAGCCACAGACCAUGGAGAGGUCAUGGGGUCAAAAGUCAGCGGCGAAACAGACAGGCGCACCAGGGGAGGUGGGGAGGAGAAGGACAUGUCAGCCUGUGACCUGGAAGUGAUGUCACAGAGCCUCAUCCUCCCACCUACGGACUGCCCGUACUUCCUGUUGCUGCAGGGCUACGACCAGAGCAAGGACUUUGUUUUGUACAUCAUGGCCGGACACACGCACGUUUUCGGCCGGAAGCCGACCUUUCGUGAACGGGAGAAGGACAGAGAGAGGGAGAGGAAAGGGAAGAGGCCCCUGAAAGUGGACGCUUUCCUCUCGGGCCCAGACCUCCUCGUUCGUCACCUCCUGGUCAGGAGAGAUUCCGCUGUUCCCGACCAACCUCGCGGUCAAGCUCUAGUGCGCCCCUUUAGGGGUGGAGCCGUCACCCAUAACGGCACCCCCCUGUACAGGGAGGCUGUGCUAAAACCUGGUGACCUUUUAGGCCUUGGGGCUCACUUCCUCUUCCUGUACCGUGACCCUCGUGUGACCCCUACCCCUCCCCCGGCCCUGUCGCUGCCGUGGCAGGCCGACACAUCCACUUCCUGUGGCUCUGGAGCGAUGGCGGACCGACAAGAGGCUCUGAGACAGUAUCUGGGCUCUACAGAGGCACUGCUGAAAUUUCAACCAAGACACGCUGAUGUCCUACUACAGGAAAUCAUAUCAAAGAACUCAACUCCGGAUUCUGGGGGUGGAGCCUUGGCGCCUGCCUAUCUCCUGUCCUUGAUGAUUGAUUAUGCCUCCAAACACCUGGACCCUGCCCUCACACCUCAACUGCUGUUAAAGUCGGCCAAUCACAUCAAGGCGAUUGUGUGGGAAAACAUUAAAGAAUUUGGUGACAAACACCCCACACAAAAUUCGACAGACGCCGAGGGUGAAGUUACAAUGCCUAGCGUGCAGAAGCUCUCUGCCGACCUUCGACCCCUCAUGUUCUGGAUGUCGAACGCCACCGAGCUCCUCAACUUCUUCCAGGUCAAAGUUGAAGCCAUGGAAAAAGAGUGGGAGUUUGAAGCGCCCGGAGACCCUGUGCUCUCAGCCGACAUGGACACUUGCUCCGAGGCCCUGGCACAGCUUGAUGAUGUCAUCAUGCACACCUUCCAGCAGUGUGUAUAUCACCUGACUAAGACACUGUAUUCUCUCCUUCCCGCUCUUCUCGACACUAACCCCUUCUCGAACGAGGUCAAGAAGAAGAAAGAGAAAACGCAGGAGAAAGGAGAGGGCGAGAGAGAGACAGGAGAGGAGGAGGAGGAGGAGGAGGAGGAGGAUGACGUGUCCACUCUUCCUCCCACCGUGGCGGGUUUGGUCGAAGUUUAUCGCUGCUCCUUGCAGCUGUCCCGCGACGCCUGCCUGUCCCCUCCUCUCACGUCUCAAACCUUCAGCUACCUCUUUUUUUUCACCAACACUUCGCUUCUGAACACCCUUCUGGAGAGAGAUGCUUUGUUCUGCUGGUCCCGGGCGGUUCAGAUCCGUACUAACCUGGACUUGGUUCUGGACUGGUUACAAGGAGCUGGGCUCGGUGACAUAGCCUCAGAAUUCCUGAAGAAGCUGUCAGUCACAGUCAACUUCCUGUGCAUCCCCAAGACCCGCCUCAUUCAGUCAUCCUGGUCAAGCCUACAAGAGGACCACCCCCUGUUAAGCCCCGCCCAGCUCCAUCACCUUCUGACCCAUUACAAGCUGGGACCAGCCAGAGCCCCGCCCUCUUCUUGGGCCCCACCCCCUGGUACAGAACUAGGUGGAGAUAUUUUUGAGAGCUUCCUGGACCACCCACCUUUAAUCCUACCCAAUGAGACGCCUCGUCUGGAUCUCACUGAGCCAAUCCCUAGCCCCGAGCUCCAGAAGGAGGUCACUCGUCUGCGGACUUUCCUGUGGGGGAUGGACCAAGAUGAACUGCCAGCCAAUCAGAGGACUAGACUGUAGCUUUGAGCUGAUCCGUGCAACUUUGAUUUCGAAGACCGUCCGAACGUCAUUCGAUUGCUCUAUCAUAAACAGAUACGUUAAAAUAACAGUUACCGUCAGUGUGAUAUCAUUAUAAUGUGAAGUGUUAGCACUAAAGCACUCAGCCAGAGUAUUCCCAAGAAACAGCAACUGCUAAAAACAUUUGACUGCUCCAAAGAAAUGUCAAAUACUAAAGAUUCUCUUCUACAACUUUUGCAGCGUUGUGCAAGUCUGAGAAAUAUGCAAGAGGAGGGGAUUAUGGGAUGUGGGUAUCCAUUGCCUGGUUGCAAUAGCUAUCCUUGAUGAUAACAGACUGGCUCAGCAAAAUAUUUUUGACAGCCAGUUAUAUAUUGCCAAUCUAGAUAUCUUGUGAAGCACUGGGUGUGUGGUGCUAAUUUGUUUGGUUGAGUGUCGAGUAUACAGAACACUCUACUGCGUUCGUGUAUGAAUUAAUCAGUUAUAACACUACACAGAAGUUUAUAUCACAUACAAAAACAUACAAAAAAGUGUUAAAAACCAUGUUAACUGAUGCCAUAUUUUAAUUCAUUCGUACUACACUGUUCUACUGUAUUGUAUGUUCAUCCAUUAAUAAACUU